CUAGAUUUAGCUACAGUUAUUUCCCUUGUAAUGGCAGCGCCCAUGGUGGUUUACAAAGCUGACUUGUUUAAGACUCUUCGUUUUGCUGGCAUACCUCACUAAAACGAUAAGACAGGGCAGGGAAAGGCUGCUUUCACCAAAAGGACCAGAUCUGAGUAUUGAGUAUGAAUCUAGAUCCAUCACUGCAGCAGGCUGUGAAAGGAGGUAUAGCCCCACUACAAGAGCACCUGUUGCAGGGCAGUAUUGUAGAUGCAUCAAAGGAUUACCUCAUCAACAGGUUAAGAGGACUAUGUGACAAUUCUGACUCACCACCGGGAACCUUUCAGGACCACGAGAUGGUCUUCCAAAUGAAGGGAAAUCCACAGCAGCAGCCUGUUAAUGUACAUCUGAGACAUUCCUUAACGGAGACAGAAUGUUGGCACUUGCGAUAUGUUGGUACAGCUGAGAUAGGUGAUAAAAGUCGUCAUACACUUGUACGUUCCUGUGUGGACAUGGGGGUUUCAGAUUCUAUCGUAAAAUAUCUCAAUGAAAUAGGAUUUAAAUUGGAGUAUGAGUUUGUUGCUAAAGGAUACUUUUUCCAUAAGGGCCGAAUGAAAGUGACUGUGUCUAAAAUGUACAAGAUAAAUCAACAAGGAGAUGUGAACAACAUAGAGCCUAUCACAUUAUCUAAUCUUGUAGAACUUAGUGUUGUCGCACCAACAGGACAAGAACAGAUUGGGGAAGAUAUGAAAAAUUUUGCAGAACAGUUAAAACCUCUCGUUCAGCUGGAAAAAGUGGACCAUCGAAAACUACAGACAGGGACUUGAGGCAUUAUUAUGUAACGUUAUCUGUGUUUCCAUAGAAACGUUUUAGUGCUUGUGUUAAGACAUGCUGAAAUGUGUAUUGUACACAUUCAAAUGAUAUUUGAUGGUGUGCAGAGACAUAGACACUAGUCUCUACGUGUGUAAGACAUUAAUGUGUUCCUUUUAAAAAUAUGUACUCUUUUGUCAAUAGCACCGUCAUUUGACAUGUUGAAGAAAUGCUCCAGCUGAUAAUAUUUUAUAGAUUUUAUACCUAUUUUUGUCUUCAGAUGAGCAAUUCUGACCCAUUUUGUUUCUGUAAUGGAUACAAUGUAUUCAAUAUGGGUGAUUUGGAAAGGAGAACUUUCUCUUUAUAAUAAUACCCUUACAAAGAGAUAGUAAAAGCCAUUGACCAAUAUAGAUGUCCGCAUGUAAUUCAGUGUUAGAAAACUCUAAAUGUACUGUUCUUUCUGUAUUGAAUAUAGAUGGAAUCAUAGACGUCUCAGUUGUUUUUAAAUUUUACUGUGCAACAUUUUUCUCCACAAUAGGUGAUGUAAUUGGACUCGUACCCAUUUGUUUCCCGUGCAAUUACGUAUCCUUAUUAGGCAUUUGGCAUUCUUCGGAUGUGAAUCUUGCUCAAUACUUUUAUGGCUUUCUGUAAAUAACAAAGAAUGCCUAAAUUUCAUGAGAAACCGCCUUAUUAAUAAGUACUUUCUAAAGUUGGAAAAAUUUGCCAUAAAUCUGGAAAAGUAUCCUGAUUUAAUAUCGAGAAAACGUAAAAAUACAUCUCGGUAUUUACUGUUCAGUCUCACUCUACAAGACUCAGACAUUUAUUUCCAUUUUUAGUGUGAUUGUUGUAUAAGAUCAAAAUGAGCGAAGAAUCAUUAAAUUUUUAUGAAGCGCAGAGAUCAGUGGCAUAUUAUUGUGAAUACCGUGUUCAGUAUCUUUUAUGCUCCUAUACUAUGAAAUACAGGAUAGCAUAAUGUCUAAUAAAUGUUGUGCAUGGUAACAGAUA
This is a messenger RNA of Mercenaria mercenaria, 1794 nucleotides long. Its product is annotated as mediator of RNA polymerase II transcription subunit 18-like. Lineage: Eukaryota; Metazoa; Mollusca; Bivalvia; Venerida; Veneridae. Gene Ontology annotation, molecular function: transcription coregulator activity. Gene Ontology annotation, cellular component: mediator complex; core mediator complex. Gene Ontology annotation, biological process: termination of RNA polymerase II transcription; regulation of transcription by RNA polymerase II. The record is from RefSeq and is a predicted model, not a curated record. The transcript is spliced from 8 exons. Bases 165 to 806 code for a protein of 213 amino acids.